AGUAUAGAAUGAAAGAACAAUAAUACAAGCUAAAGGGUAUUAUAAUUGUAACAUUUUCUAUCAUAACUUCCUUACUAGUGCACGUCCAUCAAUGAUUGUUACCGGUAUUGCAGUCUCGCUAAUUGCGAUUCUCUUAGGGUUUGGCACAAUUCCACUUAUGCAGGUCCUCGACGAUAGGUUCAAAUUCAACUUAGGAAGUUCCUUUGAUGGAUUGAGAAAGACGAUAUCUGAAUCUAACAUUCCGAUAAUUGAAGCACCUUCCAGUACACCAAUAAGAGAAGUAAAUAGCGCGACUUUCCUUAUAGAUUUAGUUCGAAUUGGUUAUUCACACGCGAGAUUACAAAAGUUCAGAAUAGUGAGCGCGUUAUAUGAGCAUAAAUAUGAUAAGCUCGCUGAAUUUGUCAAUCAAAUUACUCUAUGGCAAUUGCUUAUGGUUCUUGCUGGUGUAUGGUUGGUUACAGCUAUCACUUUCUUCUCAUGCGUUAUCAACAGCAAUGAAGAGCCAAAAUCAUCGGAUAAGCCUACAGAAAACCCUUCAGAAUGGCAUUUGGAUAAUAAAAAAACUGAAUACUCAAAUCUACUAGUUCCUGAUAACACAAGUGCGAAAUCAAAUGCUGAAGCGCAAGAUAAUGCAUUAGGAUUGGAUAUUGAUAAGAGUGAAUUACCUGUGCAAUCAACUAUUACAAAAUCUGAGCUUGCUGAGCCUUCGUUUGUCCAAGAGGAUGUAUAUCAAACACCUCAAAUUUUCUUGCCAAAUGAGAAUAUAGAAUCGGAUAAUGUGUCAGAAGAUAAAGAAGUAAAUGCUGUAGAUAUAGACGACAGUGCUUCUAUUCAUUCAUCAAGUACAUUAGAAAGUCAAAAAUGGCAAGAGCCAGAAGAUACUUACAAAAGGAUUUCAAGUUACAGCACUCAGAGUCAGGAUUUCGAACAUGAAAACCUAUUCACGAAAUUAGAAACUGAAGAGGCACCAGCUAUGGAGACACCUACGAAGCAAAAUGAGACCACCUUACCAGAUAGCAACAAAUCGCAAAGAUCUCAGAGAUCACAAAAAGCUAAAGAAAUUGUUAGAAAAGUUAGCAGAACACCAUCAAAGAUGAUGAAAAGAAUGAGCAGUAAUGGUGGCAGCGGAAGCACCAGUGGUGGCUUAAAGAACGCUAACGCCUUCACAGUUCUAGACAACGACGUUAAUUCCUGACUACCAAGCCCAUCGCAAUUAGCAAACAAACGAAUGUUGUAAUGACCCGUAAGACAAUCAUAAUGAUUAAAUCAGAGUGAUGGAUAUGUAUUUUAUGAGCAUAUAAAUAAACUAUAAAUGAGCGUGUUCCUUCUAAUAAACUUAAUGAACUAUUUCUUCCUUCUUGAUUUUGUCAUGCUUUUCAUUUCUAAUUUCGUUACCUUGGUCGACGAUCUUCUCAGCUGAAUCAUCUAAAACAAUACCAAGACCUUCCUCUUGAGCCAAUUCAACUACGUCGUCGAGCAUAACUAAACCAUCUUUAUCUACGUCUAAUUUGUGGACGAUGGUGUCAAUGACUUCCUCAUCUGGUGAGUGUUUAAUAACUCUUAAAGCUUGUUUGAGAUCGUGGAUUGAAAUUUGACCAAGAUGGUUGACCUGAAUGAGGUUAAGUUGUGUACCAACUUUUUCAUCGUAAUCCGAUAAUUGCGUAUCAAUCUUUUGAAUCAUAGAUUUAACUUGCUUCUUAACGUUCUCGUUAGUCUUGUCAAUCUUCUUCUCUUCUUCAGGUAAACCAGCUUGAGCCUCCUCUGCUUGUUUUUCAGCUUCACGAGUUUGCUCUAUGAGUGUUUGCAAUUCUUCUCUUUCUUUAAGAACUGAUGAUUUGGCAGAAAGAAUAGACAAAGCUUGACCCAAUUCACCCAAUUGUUCUGGUGUCAUACGUACAUCAUCCUCUUGCUUAAUGGCAGAAUCUGGUAACAAGUUCUUAGCUUUCUCCAAUUCUUCUUCCUUUCUAGCUUUCUCAACUUCUCUUUGAGCUUGUCUUGCUUCAACUUCCUUUUGCUCUUGUUCGGCUUCAUCUUCAAUAAGCUCUUCUUGUUCUUGCAAGACAUCCAAUUUUUGUUUGUAAGUUGCUUCAUCACUUACUUCUAAUUCAGCCUCAUUGAGAAGAACAUCAGGAAGACUACAUAAGGUUGCUUCAAGGCUUGCCAUAACUGAAUCACCGAGAUGUGCAAAGUUGAAAGCCUUUGAGAGGACCAAUAAGACACCAGAAAUUUCUUGUGUAGUGUGUAAUUCAACCCAUUGGCUAAGAUCAUCGCGUAAUCUUGCAUUAGAGUGAGUAGCUACUCUAAUACCUCUAGAUUGACAAGCGUGUUGUAAUUCUGAAGUAGAAAGUGAUUCAACGCCUUCCGCUUGUAUCAAAACGUCAUCUCUCUUAAGGUGUUCUAAUCUUCUUCUAAUAUGGCCUCUCAAGUAGUUGUCUGUACCGAAAGCAUUGAUGUUCAUGUAACGACACAUUGAAACGAGCUGUGGGCGGCUGAGGUUGUCCAAAGUAAGAUCAUUGUUAAACAAUCUAGCGACCUUGACAAUAUCGCUAUGGGAUGGGUGUUCGCCUGUUGUUCUUAUCUUUCUGAAAAAUUCCUUGAAUUCAUCGCUGCCGGUGACAGAUUCCGAUGCUCUAAUACCAGAUUCCUUAAUUGUCUCUUGCAAGAAUUUGGCCAUUUCCAAUCUAACUCUAAGUAACUUUCUCUUCUUCUCAUCAGCAGCGAACUUGUCUUCGAAUGUGGAUGGCAACAUGUUAGGGAAAAGCUUGAGUGCUACUGGUAAGAGAAGUUCCAUGAAUGGAAUCAAAACGAAUGGUACGAAUGGGAUUAAUCUGAGGAUAUCGGAUGUUGUACGCUUAAGUUGACGUCUCUCUCUACGUGUGAGAGUUUUUCCUCUUAAUAAUCUUGCCUGUAAUCUUGCUGAAAUUCUAAUUUCUUUUGCUAGCAACUUCGAUCCAUGCCAAUAGUGUUGAGCUUCGUGCUUAACUUUACCCCAAACUCUAGUGGAUAAUGGCUCAGUUGUUAGUGCCUUAGAUUCUUUCUCUUCUUUCUCGUUUUUGCCGUUAUUUGCUGAAUAGAAUCUGAGUGAUACUGGAGUUGUCGGCUUUGACAGCGCGAGUGGCUCUCUGAUCAAACUGGAUGGAUAAGGAGUCAACAAAGGACUCCUCAAUGCAAUACUCGUAGUUCUAGUGAGCGCUUGUGCGUUUACACGCAUCGGUAACCGUCGUAACAUCAUCGUCGUAGAAAUCC
Molecule: messenger RNA, 3246 nt
Organism: Wallemia mellicola CBS 633.66
Lineage: Eukaryota; Fungi; Basidiomycota; Wallemiomycetes; Wallemiales; Wallemiaceae
Exons: 5
Coding region: 92-1195 (367 amino acids)
Source: RefSeq, a predicted model, not a curated record